Messenger RNA from Gadus chalcogrammus (walleye pollock), 2523 nucleotides. It is a transcript of the gene jam3a, whose product is annotated as junctional adhesion molecule 3a. The record is from RefSeq and is a predicted model, not a curated record. The coding region runs from base 121 to 1065 and encodes 314 amino acids. The transcript has 9 exons. NCBI's taxonomy places the organism in Eukaryota, Metazoa, Chordata, Actinopteri, Gadiformes, Gadidae. Gene Ontology annotation, molecular function: protein heterodimerization activity; protein homodimerization activity. Gene Ontology annotation, biological process: angiogenesis; cell adhesion.
CAUGGCAACAUCAUCCAGCAGUCUCGCGGCGGACCCCAUCCUCCUCCCAUACCUCACAGAGGUGCUGACUCUCACAGAGCUCAGCCCCGCGCAUGUGUGUGUGUGUGUGUGUGUACGUGUAUGUGCAAGUGUUGUGACCGAUACAUGGAAAGCUACAAGAUGGCGAUAGCGCGAAUCAUCGCUUUCAUUCUCUUCUGUUCGAGCAUAUGCCACGUGCCAUCUCUCGCUGUUAUUCUCCGGACGACAGACAAGAUUGUGUGGGCAAAUGAGUUUGAGCCCAUUGAGCUGACCUGCUUAAUAGAAUCCAUCUCCACCAACAAUCCCCGGAUCGAAUGGAAGAAGAUCAAGAACGGCAUUCCCAGUUAUGUGUACUUCCAGAAUCGGAUAUCUGGCGACUUGGAGCACAGGGCACAGCUCAGAGAACCGGCAAACAUCCUGAUCUUCAACGCCACCCGCACCGACACCGCCGAGUACCGCUGCGAGGUGGCGGCCAUCGACGACCAGAGACACUUUGACGAGAUCCUCAUCAACCUCGCCGUGAGAGUGAGGCCGGUGGUGCCGCGCUGCAGCGUCCCGGACGCCGUCACCGUGGGAACGUCCUCGGAGCUGCGCUGCCUGGAGAAUGAGGGCUUCCCCGCCGCGCAGUACCGCUGGUUCCACAACAACGAGGAGCUGCCCCUGGACCCCAAGACCAGCCCCCGGCUCAUCAACUCCUCCUACACCAUCAACCAGGACACCGGCAGCUUGAAAUUCCGUCGGGUGAAGAAGGACGAUGCGGGAGAAUACUACUGCCAGGCCAAGAACGACGCUGGCCACGCCCAGUGCCCCCCGCAGAAGAUGGAAGUCUAUGAUAUUGACAUCGUUGGGAUAUUCCUGAAGUCAUUGGCUGCAUUUGUUGCGUUCAUCUGUAUAACUGUUGGCAUUUGUCAUGCCCACAAACAUGGAUGUUUCUCCAGCAAAGAUCACAGUGAUAAUAACUACAAAACACCCGGCCACGAGCAUGGGGUGGUUUACGGCGAUCCAGACGAGGGACAUUUUCGACACAAGUCGUCAUUCGUCAUAUGAGGGGGCACAGUAUUCAUCCGAGUGUGUACGACAAACCAGACAAAUCUAUAUCAAUCGGGUGGGGGGGAAGUGGUCCGCAUUAUCAAAUAUGAAGUAUUAUGGCACAUGAGCUAGGGCUCCUUAGGCACAACUUACUGGCCUUCGUUAUAUAUAUCUACAAAUAUACAAGUAUUACUGAGUACAUAAUAACUUUGAAUCUUUGUAAUACCAUUUAUCCCAGUAUGCUACAACUCAAAACGUUAUAUCAAUUCUGAAAAAAACGAAAGUCGUCUUUCAACAUUUAACAACGAGGGGGGGCGUGUGAAGGAAGCAGAAUAGAGUGGCGAAGUCACGCCCCUUCCGAUUGAGCCCAUGGUGGGACCUAUGAGAUCGAAAAACAUGAAUGGGUUUCAAUAAUUACUUUCUCUCCAUUGAAACCCAUUCAUAUUUUUCUAUCUCAUCGUUCCCAUGGGCUCUACCGGAAGAGGCGUGACUUCGCCACUAAAUGAAAAUGAGCCAACGGUACGACGGCAGCGACCGGUCCGUCCCGGCAGGACAUUAGAGCCGCAUCAUCAGCACACACUUCUCCAGAGCACAGAGAUACAAACACAUCAAAACGUUGCCAAAGUAAUAUUAGUUGAUUUCACAACUACAAUGCAUUUUGUUUCAUUUAGCUUUUCUUACUUUGCAAGAGAACGUUUUAUUGCACAACUUACUAGCUUCCUUUUAAAGCUGUGACCUUUUUCUGUCGGGGCAACAGUCUGACCAUGGAAGAAACAGUGAGUUAUUUUUCUUCAGGAAGGUUUUGAACAAAUCCUCUUUUUUAUCUCAACAACUUUAUACUCCUGAAAUUGUUUUCCAAAAAAAGUUUUAUUUUCUAUAACAUUUCACAAAUGUAACACAUCUUCUGUUUAUGUGGUUUGAAAGGUUAACGGUUCUUGUAUAUUGUUACUACGCAGGUAAUUAGUAGCAUAAUAUAGGCCAAUUUAUUGGCCGAUGUAUUGAUUGAUAAGUUGUAGGUAUGUCUGAGUGUAACAACUACAAUGAAUUUGACUACAUAUACCACAAUGCUGCAGCUCACUACGUACUAUCAACAUGGUAAAGAGUGCUGUUUUUGUGUAUAAGUGACCUUCUGUGCUUUACUAAUUAUUUUGUGAAUAUUGGACAUAUUGUCCAGUUUUUGAAUCAAUAUUAAAUGUACAAAGACAUUUCUUGUUGUUAUUUUUUUCAUGCAUUGGCAGCAUACUUAUGUACAUAUGGCAAUAAAAACUGUUUGUUGAACAUAGAGUUACAAAACGUAUUAAUCUGUGUGUAUCUGCAGUAUUAAACUUGUCAUUCAUCGGUUACAGUUCAUCUUCUGAAACAAUAGUUGUCAGUGUUGGAAGUCUUCUAGAAUGAUUUGUGUAAUAACUCAGGAACUGUUGUUCAUUUGAUAUUAUUGUAAAAUGUUUUGAUUUGUUACUAUUAAAUACAUUUUUA